Messenger RNA from Drosophila navojoa, 2963 nucleotides. RefSeq names its product ATP-binding cassette sub-family F member 1. The record is from RefSeq and is a predicted model, not a curated record. Gene Ontology annotation, molecular function: ATP binding; ATP hydrolysis activity. NCBI's taxonomy places the organism in Eukaryota, Metazoa, Arthropoda, Insecta, Diptera, Drosophilidae.
GUCACUCAACGCAUCUAAUACCUAGCUUCCGGAAUAGACAUGUCCAAGGCCAAAGGCAAGAAGAAAGAACGCUUUGAUGAGGAGGAGGAGCAGCCAGAGAAAGUUAGCGUCAGUGAAAAGAAACAUGAAAAAGGUAAAAAGGGUAAAAAGGGAAAACGCGGUGGCGGCGGUGACUCAAGUGAUAAUGAAUCCCUUGCUGCCAGUAAAUUGUCUAUUAACGAUGCGGACGAUAUUGAAAGCUUAAAGUCUUCGCAAGGCAAGCAGCAGCAGAAGAAGGCUGCUAAAAAGGGGAAGAAAGGCAAGAAGAAUGACGAUUGGAGUGAUGAUGAGAAACCAGUGAAGUCAAUACCAACGCUCGACGCCGAUGGCUCUGACGAGGAUGCACCGGCUGUUGCUAAGCCAGCUUCCAAGAAGCAACAGCAGCAGCAGCAAAGCAAGAAGAGCAAAAAGAACAACAAAAAGAAGGGAAAUGAUGGCUUUAGCGAUGAUGAUGGCGACGACAAUCAGGAUGCUGAAAUUGCGGAAGACGAUGAGGAAGAGGCGACGGUAACAAUAGCCAAACCGGCAGCCAAAAAAUCGAAAAAGAAGCAAAAGCAACAGAAGAACAAAUUCGCAAUGAGCGAUGAUGAAGACGAUGUGGAUGAGAAAGAGGACGCCGAGGACGAUCUGGAUAAUGAGCCAGAAGUUAAGAUGGUCAAGCCAGCAGCAAAGAAAUCCAAGAGCCAGAAGAAAAACAAAUUCGAACUGAGCGACAAAGACGACGAGGAUGACGAUGACGACGUCAGCCCUGCUAGUCAGGCGAGCGCCGUUGAGGAGUCAAAGUCUAAGCCAGCAUCAGAUGCGAAGCUAAGCGAGAAGAUUGCUGCACUCAAGCUUGCGGAAGCUGUGACAGAACGACAAGUGCCAGUCGAAACUGAGGCGCAGCCUGAAGAGGCAGCGAUUACGCCCAAGUCGGAGGAAUCAUCGGAGGCAUUUGGCGAAUCCAAGGACAAGGAGAAGAAAAUGUCACACAAGGAGAAAAAGAAGCAUAAGAAACAACAGGAAUACGAACGCCAAAUGGAGUUGAUGACGAAAAAGGGCGGCGCCGGUGCCUCGGAUUUGGAUAACAACUUCACCAUGUCCCAGGUGCAGAAGAGCGCCGGACAGCAGGCGGCCCUUGAGCAUGCAGUCGACAUCAAAAUCGAGAAUUUCACGAUAUCGGCAAAAGGAAACGAUUUGUUUGUGAAUGCCAAUCUGCUGAUCGCUCAUGGUCGUCGCUACGGUCUGGUGGGUCCCAAUGGACACGGCAAGACGACGCUGCUCCGACACAUUGCCUCACGGGCGUUCGCCAUACCGCCAAACAUCGAUGUGCUGCUCUGCGAGCAGGAGGUGGUGGCCACCGACAAGACAGCCAUUGCUACCAUACUGGAGGCCGAUGUGAAGCGCACGAAGAUGCUGCAGAAGGCCGAUGAGCUGGAAAAGCAAUUUGCCGCUGGAGAUAUGACCGUCCAGGAGGAGCUGAACGACACAUUUGCCGAACUGAAAGCAAUGGGCGCCUACUCGGCAGAGGCAAGGGCCCGUCGUAUCCUGGCUGGUCUGGGCUUUAGCAAGGAGAUGCAAGAUCGACCCACAAACAAAUUCUCUGGCGGUUGGCGAAUGCGUGUCUCACUCGCUCGUGCUCUGUACUUGGAGCCAACUCUGUUGAUGCUGGAUGAGCCGACAAAUCAUUUGGACUUGAAUGCAGUUAUUUGGCUGGACAACUAUUUGCAGGGCUGGAAGAAGACACUGCUGAUCGUGUCUCACGACCAGAGCUUCUUGGACAAUGUGUGCAACGAAAUCAUCCAUCUGGACCAGAAGAAGCUACAUUACUACAAGGGCAACUAUUCCAUGUUCAAAAAAAUGUACGUGCAGAAGCGACGUGAGAUGAUCAAGGAAUAUGAGAAGCAAGAGAAACGACUACGUGAACUUAAGGCGCACGGCCAAUCGAAGAAGGCGGCCGAGAAGAAGCAGAAGGAAUCACUUACCCGAAAACAGGAAAAGAACAAAAGCAAGCAACAGAAACAGGACGAGGACGAUGGUCCGCAAGAGCUGCUGGCCCGACCCAAGGAAUAUAUUGUCAAGUUCCGUUUCCCCGAGCCCUCACAGCUCCAGCCGCCGAUUCUGGGCAUUCACAAUGUUACGUUCGCCUACGAGGGCCAGAAGCCCUUGUUCGUCAAAGUCGAUUUCGGCAUUGAUUUAACCAGUCGCGUGGCCAUUGUGGGUCCCAACGGUGUCGGCAAAUCCACAUUUCUCAAGCUACUGCUCGGCGAACUGGAGCCGCAGGAGGGCGAGCAGCGCAAGAAUCAUCGCUUGCAUGUGGGACGCUUUGAUCAGCAUUCGGGUGAGCAUUUGACAGCGGAGGAAUCGGCGGCUGAAUAUCUGCAGCGUCUGUUCAAUUUACCACAUGAGAAGGCUCGCAAGGCGCUUGGUUCCUUUGGCCUGGUCAGCCAUGCGCACACCAUCAAAAUGAAGGAUCUUUCUGGCGGCCAGAAGGCGCGUGUCGCUCUCGCCGAACUGUGCCUUAGUGCGCCCGACGUGCUCAUUCUGGAUGAGCCUACCAACAAUCUAGAUAUCGAAUCGAUCGAUGCCUUGGCCGAGGCCAUCAAUGAGUACGAGGGCGGCGUCAUCAUUGUCUCCCACGACGAGCGUCUCAUACGCGAAACGGGUUGCACCCUCUAUGUCAUUGAAGAUCAGACAAUUAACGAGAUCGAAGGCGACUUUGACGACUAUCGCAAGGAGGUGCUCGACUCCCUCGGCGAAGUGGUGAACAAUCCGAGCGUGGUAGCUAAUGCGGCUGUGCAGCAAUAGCCGCGACCAUUUGAAUUUGUCUCCUUUUAUUUCGGCUGUUGCAAGUUAAUUCACUAGAUAGCCUUUUUAUAUAUUUAUGUGUGUGGGGCGAACAGAUCCCAAUAAAGCAAACACGAAAUGUUGAAUUUUUUGCAAAA